AUGCAUGCAUCAUUCAUGCGUGGGAAAGAGGAAAUGGCUCCGGGCCUCAGGACUUUGGGCCCUGCCCUACCUAACUCCACCUCUGACUUCCCCCUGGGAACUGGGAACCAGCUCCCCUUCCCGUACCCUCCAGUCCAUUCCCUGGGCCCAGGAGUCAAUGAUGCCCAUUUUACGGAAGAGGAAACAGAGGCUCUCAGAAGAGAGUGCCCAGUGUUACACAGAGAACGACUGCCGCGUUGGCAUCUGAGGCCUAUUGGGCUGGAGGGCUCCCCGCUCUUUCACCGAUGCUCCCGGGGCAGCUGGGAGGUGCCAGCGGUGUGUCUGCUUGUCUCACAUCCGUUGCCCUGGCCAGGAGGUGGCAGUGGUGGAGCUCCCUUCACUGGCAGCUGCCUCCUCAGCCCCCAGUCCCCUGUCCGCUCUGGGCACUGGCCACCGAGACACCCUACCUCCCCGAAGACUGUGAGGAAGGAAAGGGACACAGCUGGAGUCCCUCCCACACGCCCCAGAGGCCACAGGUCAGAAGGAGAUGACGGGCCAUCACCGGAGGUUUCAGAGCAGGGGAAGACGACGAGAAGAGCUGUGGUUGCAAAAGACUCUGCUGGCGCCCGGGGCAUGGGCGGGCAGCCUCGGCAUGGCCACUGGCACCUGGGAGUCAGCUGGUCUGGGCAGCGCAGCGACAGGCUGCAUGCAGAAGAGAGAGAGGGAGGCGGCAGACAGGGCAGGGCAGUCCUUGGGACCGAGAUGUGCCAGGGCCGGCGCCCACUGCCUUCCAUCUGGCUUCUCCUGGACUAUCUCAUCAACACCAUGAGGGCAGGAUGUUGCCUUUUUGACCUUUGGGGGCCUGCGUUGAGAGAGGGGCACCAUUCACCCACAGUGACAUACCUGCGAGGAGCAACGUGCAGCAGGAAAAGGGAGAAUGACCCCAAUCUCCAAAGCAGUUGGGAGCAUUAA
Messenger RNA from Suricata suricatta (meerkat), 951 nucleotides. RefSeq lists its product as uncharacterized. Bases 1 to 951 code for a protein of 316 amino acids. NCBI's taxonomy places the organism in Eukaryota, Metazoa, Chordata, Mammalia, Carnivora, Herpestidae. The record is from RefSeq and is a predicted model, not a curated record. The transcript is spliced from 5 exons.